This is a messenger RNA of Oryza brachyantha (malo sina), 1991 nucleotides long. RefSeq names its product serrate RNA effector molecule-like. The coding region runs from base 108 to 1649 and encodes 513 amino acids. Gene Ontology annotation, cellular component: nuclear body. Gene Ontology annotation, biological process: mRNA processing; primary miRNA processing. NCBI's taxonomy places the organism in Eukaryota, Viridiplantae, Streptophyta, Magnoliopsida, Poales, Poaceae. The transcript is spliced from 12 exons. The record is from RefSeq and is a predicted model, not a curated record.
CCGCGCCUCCAAAGCGGCCGCGCUUGGACGACGGCCGGGUCGGCCGCCGCAGCCCACCGCGCAGCGUGAGGAUCGGGUUGGAGCACGGGCGAGGCAGUAGAAGGGGCAUGGACAAUUCGCAUCGCGCUUCAGACUGCCUGGACUAUGGAUAUGAUGCUCCUUAUAGUGGUCAAGGUAACACCCAGAGGAAAGGAUUGAUGACGUACAAACAGUUUACGCAAGAACUUGAAGAUGAUGUUUCCCCGGGUGAAGCUGAGAACAGGUACCAAGAAUACAAGGCAUCAUACAUUAGUACUCAGAAAGAGGUCUAUUUCGAUCAGCAUAAGAAUGAAGAUUGGUUGAAAGACAUGUACCACCCAACAAACUUGCUAUCUGUUAUUAAAAGGAGGAAUGAGCUUUGCAGGACUGCAGCGAAGAAAUUGAUUCUUGAUUUGCGGAGUGGAACUUUGGACCUUGGUCCUGGAAUGACUGCUGGUGCAGCAAGUAAAUCAGGAAAUGAGAGCGAUGGAAUCUCUGCAGAUGAUGAAGAUUAUGAUAACAAGAGAAGUCAUCACAGAGUUCUCAUUAAAGAAACUGAACCACUUUCAGAUGCUCCUAAAGCUCACCCAGUCAGUUCACAUUAUCGACGAAUUCAAACUGACAUAGAACAAACUCUUGCCUUAGUGCAAAAGCUUGACGAAGAGAAGGGUAUUGUGGGAAACAUCCUGUCAACCGGUGAUCACGGAAACUCAGAUGGUGACAAAUCACAUGCUGGAUCCACAGGGCCUAUAGUUAUCGUCCGGGGUUUAACUACUGUCAAGGGCCUUGAAGGUUUGGAGCUCCUAGACACUCUCCUUACUUACCUGUGGCGUGUCCAUGGUGUUGAUUACUACGGGAUGUCUGAGAGUAAAAAUGCAAAGGGUCUUCGUCAUGUGAGAGCUGAUAAAAAGAGUACCAAUACAUCCAGAAGUAGUUCUGCUGAUUGGGAGAAGAAACUGGAUUCUUUCUGGCAAGAAAGACUGACGACUGGCAAGGAUCCUCUAGUUGCAUUGACUGCCAAGGAUAAAAUUGAUGCAUCAGCUGAUAAAAAUCUAGAAUCUUAUGUCACAAAGGUUAAGGACGAUAAAUACGGAUGGAAAUACGGCUGUGGAGCCAAAGGAUGUAUAAAAAUUUUCCAUGCUCCUGAGUUUGUUCUCAAGCACCUGAACCUCAAGCAUCUUGACUUGGUCUCCAAAUUGACUUUAAAAGUUCAAGAUGAUAUCUAUUUCCAAAAUUACAUGAAUGAUCCAUCUGCACCAGGUGGAAUACCUGUUAUCCAGCAACACGCACCAGAGAAGCAGGACAGGAUACAACAAAGACCUACAUCUACCGAACUAGGUGUUUCUGGCGAGCAGAAUUGCUUUGCCGUUGAAAUUCCCACUCCGCCAAUACUAAUACCUGUCCCUGGUGCUGGUCCAUUGGGUCCAUUUGUUCCUGCAUCUCCAGAAGUAGUCAUGCAGAUGAUGAGAGGUCAAGGAUCUCAGCAUGGGAUGAACAGUGCGAUGCUGGGACCAAUGAUGCCCAUGUAUCCGCCCCGUCCGCCUAACCCUCGUCCUCUGCGAAGAUGCAGUUACAAAGAUCUUGAUGACCCUGGGGAAGAAGUCACUGCCGUUGACUACAGAAGUUUGUAGAGCGCGCUUCGUGUUAACCAGCAGGCUAAUUUGGUGACAGUUUUCUCCAGACAGCACAGAAAUUUAACAACUGACAUAAAGGAGGAUUAAUUCCAGGACACGGAUGACGGAUAGGAAAUUUUGUCAAACCUGACAUUUAAGAUGAUUGUUUCGCUCGAACGAUCAACCAUUUUUAUUACUAGCUUCUUUACCUUGAUAUGCUCCUGUGUUUGUUGAAACGUAGUGCGCGUAACAAAAUAUUAACAUCAUUCGGUUUGCCUCCUCUUCGUAGACAUAUGUUCUUUGUUGUUGGUAUUACUAUGCACUCCGGAUUAACAUCCUAUAUGAAACGUGAAUUUAAGA